Molecule: messenger RNA, 1447 nt
Organism: Suillus discolor
Lineage: Eukaryota; Fungi; Basidiomycota; Agaricomycetes; Boletales; Suillaceae
Product: phosphoglycerate mutase-like protein
Exons: 9
Coding region: 184-1368 (394 amino acids)
Biological process (GO): dephosphorylation
Molecular function (GO): phosphatase activity
Source: RefSeq, a predicted model, not a curated record
AUCAAAGCCAGCUAAUAAAAUUGUACUAAGCAUGGCGGUAUUCAUCUUGUCUACGGCACUCAGCUCAAAUAACGCUAGUCUGAAGAUGGGCUAAACUGCUAUGCACGUUAAUGUGCUAUAAAGUGCCAGUGGACACCGGGUGAAGCUGAAGUCCUGGUCGCUACAAUUCCAACAAUUUCAGCCAUGGUCAACACUACUACCGCAGCGGGACUCAUCGGUGUAGUUCUUUUGGCCCGCCACGGCGACAGGACGGCAUACUAUCAGGACCCAGCUACAUACAACUCCACCCAAGCAUACAUCACUCCUCUUGGAGAGCAACAAGAAUUCGAACUCGGGAGCUUCCUUCGUAAUAUAUAUCUCAAUCCCGAUUCACCAUCUUUCAUCCAGAAUAUCAGCACUGACGUCGCAGACAUCAAUCAGUUGGCAGUCCGCGCAGACGCUGGUGGAGGAAAUGUUAUCCUGAACUCCGCAUAUGCUCUGCUUCAGGGUCUUUACCCAUCCACGCAACAGUCAGAGAUAACUUUAGCGAAUGGUACAACGGUCCUCUCUCCUCUUGGGGGAUACCAAUAUAUUCCAGUGCAAUCUUUGGAGGAUUGGCAGAGUCCGUCUCUCACGAGCUGGAUGGAUUGCGAGUAUUUCCAAUCUCAUCUAAACCGAACUUACGCUUCGUCUGCAUGGUUAAACAUGUCUGCCACUGCUGCGCCAUUCCUGACUGCAUUAAAACCUUACUUGGGGGGCAUCAGUAACAACUUCACGAACAUGUGGAAUAUAUACGACCAUGUCAAUGUUCAAUACACCUAUAAUCAGACCUAUUACGAGACCCUACCUCCCACCUUCCUCGAGCAAGCUCGCUAUUAUGCCAAUUGGGCCCAAACCAAUGUCUUCACUGAUUCUACUUCAGCUAGCAUUGGACAAGUUGCCAUUCGCACACUCCUCCCGGAGAUCUUUUGGGCAUUGGGUAACAUGACAAAGACUUCCAACAAAGUCAAGAUGAAUAUUCAGGAAGUCGAUUACAAACCAUUCAUCAGUCUAUUUAACGUCACCAACGCUACUCUAACUGACCCUGAUAUCAGCGGUAUCGCCAACUAUGCUUCUGUUGUUGCCCUCGAGUUGUCGCAGGACUCGCAGGGACAGUACGAGGUCAGCAUGAAGUUCAAGAAUGGUACGGAGGACAGCCAAUUCCGCCAACUUGAGAUGUUCGGCAACACGAGCAUCACGUUUGACAAAUUUGUUCAAGAACUUUUUGACACCACGAUCAACUCCACUAACAACUGGUGCUUCUCCUGCAAUCAGACUAUCCUGCGUGGAUGUUCUGUCUUCAACUACAGUAGCGAUAUCUUCUUGAAUGGUGUUGGUACUGGUUAUUAGAGCUAGACAAAGUGAUACAUAUAAGUUCUGUAAUGUAAUAUUAUCUACUUAAUUCUUUCGAAUAAUCAAUCGUUCUCCG